This is a messenger RNA of Penicillium manginii, 321 nucleotides long. RefSeq lists its product as uncharacterized. The record is from RefSeq and is a predicted model, not a curated record. Gene Ontology annotation, cellular component: cytosol; mitochondrion. Lineage: Eukaryota; Fungi; Ascomycota; Eurotiomycetes; Eurotiales; Aspergillaceae. Bases 1 to 321 code for a protein of 106 amino acids. The transcript is spliced from 3 exons. Gene Ontology annotation, molecular function: deaminase activity.
AUGUCGUUCAGCCAUGAAGCAGUGAACACAACGGAAGCCCCUCCUCCUCGGCCAUUUUACAACCAAGCAGUCGUUGCAAAUGGCUUUCUUUUCUGCUCGGAUCAGCUUCCAAAGGACUCUACCGGCAGAAUUGUCUCGGGGACUAAUCAAUGCAUCAAAAACCUGAAGGCAGUACUUGAAUCAGCUGUUUCCAGUCUAGAGAAAAUGGUUGGGGUCAAUGUCUUUCUAGCCGACAUGGAAGAUUUUGAGAAGAUGAACGAAACGUACUUGCAGUGGUUUGGCGAGAUAAAACCUUUGCGUUGCGGCCAAAUGAAUUCCUGA